Molecule: messenger RNA, 1395 nt
Organism: Camelina sativa (false flax)
Lineage: Eukaryota; Viridiplantae; Streptophyta; Magnoliopsida; Brassicales; Brassicaceae
Source: RefSeq, a predicted model, not a curated record
AUGGAGAGCUAUCAUGGACUUGAGUUCGGUUCAAGAGUAAUAUUAGGUGAUGGAAACUAUGGUUUUUGGAAAUCAAAGAUGAAGGCGGUUAUAGGAGGCAUUGAUGUAUAUGCUUGGAAAGCCAUAUUGGAAAAGUGGGAAGAACCAAAAAUCAAGGAUGAAUCAGGAGUGGAAGUUGCUAAGCCAGAGAAGGACUGGACUAACGACGAAUUGAAGAAAUCAAAAUAUAACGCCAGAGCACUCUCCGCUAUUCACAAUAAUGUUGGAAGAAACCAGUUUGAACUGAUUCAGGGAUGUGAAACAGCAAAAGAAGCAUGGGAUAUCUUGCAAACUCACUUUGAAGGAACCACUAAGGUGAAAAGUUUAAGAAAAGACAUGUUAGCUUCAAGAUUUGAAAAUCUAAAGAUGGAAAGCUAUGAGUCAAUAUCUGAUUUUAGUUCCAAGAUAAGUUCUUUAGCUCAGGAAGCAUUGACUCUUGGGAAAAAAUAUAAAGACAAGAAAUUGGUGAAAAAAUUUCUAAGAUGUCUGCCUACAAGGUUCAUGGCGUACAAGACUGCUUUGAGUGUGUCUCAUAACACGGAAAAUCUUAGUUUUGGAGAAGUUGUUGGUAUGCUUCAAGCUCAUGAGAUGGAACUGGAAGGUGCGAAUAAACGAGACAUUUUUGCUCUUGAAAGAGAGAAUCACGAAGUAGAAGAAGAAGAUUCGAUUGGUUUGCUGGCCCAAAAAUUUAGUCGAGUGUUGAAAGAAGCAGAACAAGAACUAGGUCAGAGGAGGUUCAGCUCGAUCAAAAAUAAUCCAGAGAAAGAUGAAGCUGUCAAGAAGACAUACAUGCAAUGUCAUGAGUGCAGAGGAUAUGGACACUAUAAGAAUAAUUGUCCUACAAUCAAAAGAAGAGAAAUUAAAUGUUUUAUGUGCAAAGGUAUUGGACAUACUCAGCUAGAAUGUGGUAAUGAUCGGAAACUUAGAAAAGAAAAAUCUAAACUGAGAGUUGAAGAUGAUUCAAAGGAAGAUAAUGAUAAUGGAAUAGAACUAAAUAAGCUUGGUGCAUUCUUGGGAGUCACUACAUUUGCUGAAGGAGAGGAAGUUUCAGAAUCUGAAUCUGAAGGGGAACAGGUAGAUGAAUUUACAGAAUGUUACAAGGAGGUGCGUGAAACACUGAUUAAGAUUGGAAAGGAAAAUCAGACCUUAUUAAAAGAGAAGCGUCGUCUUGGUGCACUUAUUAAGUCACUGCAGAUUGAAUUGAGGGAUACAAAGAAAAUCAGUCAAGAAAGUGUGACAUUAAUGAAGGACAAGCAGAUAGUCUCUAGUAGAAAAGGAAACAUGAUGAAGAAUUUCGNAGAAAAUCAGUCAAGAAAGUGUGACAUUAAUGAAGGACAAGCAGAUAGUUUCUACUAG